AUGGAAACGAAUCCAAGAGGCAUCCCAAAAGUUCAAUUCGUGGAAAAUGUGGACGAAUUUGUCGCGAAAUCUGAUGCACCCGUGGAGAUCACACUUGGAAAAUUCCAAGAAACUAUAGCCAAAUAUAAAUUUAUGGAAAUCAAUUUCAUGAAUCGAAAAAAAGGUCUCGAGAUGAAAAUACCAGAAAUUAAAAAGACAUUGACUGUAGUUGAAUAUUUGAUAAAUAAACAGGAAUCCGAUGAACCUAUUGACACAACUUUCGAAUUGAAUGAUACUUUAUGGGCAGCCGCAAAAGUUAAAACCACUGAGACAGUUUAUUUAUGGCUUGGAGCGAAUGUAAUGCUUGAAUAUCCAUUACAAGAGGCAAAAGAGCUUCUCGAAGGUAAGCUUAAAUCCGCACAAACGAGUCUAGAUAAUGUGUUAGAAGAUUUGGAAUUUCUACGUGAUCAAGUAACCACAAUGGAAGUCAAUACUGCACGUUUAUACAAUUGGGAUGUCAAACGACGAAGAACAUCCAAAGGUGCUACUGAGAUUACUGCAUAA
This is a messenger RNA of Ambispora leptoticha, 543 nucleotides long. The record is from the annotation of a GenBank genome assembly. Lineage: Eukaryota; Fungi; Glomeromycota; Glomeromycetes; Archaeosporales; Ambisporaceae.